CUUCAAAAUAUCUCGCGUCACUCUUUUCUACCUUUCUUCCCGUUGUAUAUAAUUCUCAUCUCAAUAGAUCCAACCUCCCCGAUCUUCCAUCGACACAUGUACAAUCGCACAUGAAUGUGCAUUUCAUACCACCUUGUCGUUGGCAAUGAUCACUCUUCAUCCACUGAAGCGCAAGGCCGAGAUCCUUUCUGCGCCUCUUGCGACUGGCGAAUCCUGGUUCAUCAUUGGCAUAUGUGCGGCGGCUCUUGCCAUCAUCUUCAACACACUCCGGAGUGAUGGUGAACCUCUACUCGCCCUUCUCGCGUUGAGCACACUCGGGUUUGCAGCUUCCUUCUGCUUAAUCAAAUGGCUAGGCCCUACAUUCGUUGCGAUUGGACUCUCUGGAGAAGAUAUGUCAAAACGCAGGAAGAAGAGGAUACCAGAAGGCAUGGGAGUGAUCAGUGGCCUAGUAUUCCUCAUGGUUUGCUGUGCGUUCCAGGCCUUCGGUCCAUACCUUCUUGAGAAGAACGUCACACGUAUUGUCGGAGACCAAAUCGUCACAACUAAAGUCGAAUUUGUGCCAAACACAAACGUCUUUUACAGGUUUCCACACGCAGAGUUGUCAACCUACAACGCCUCAAUCGUAUCAAUCCUCUUCACUCUGGUCCUUGGCUUUGUAGAUGAUGCAUCCGAUUUGAGAUGGCGGUACAAGAUCUUCAUACCAAUAUUUGCGAUCAUGCCAACCCAGGGAGCCUAUUUCGCUCGAGGUGGAGGGACCACAGCGGUGAUCCCCAUUCCCUUGCAGCCAUGGCUUGGAGGAACAAUUGAUUUAGGAAUAUUCUACUACGUUUUCAUGGUUGCAGUCGCCAUAUUCAUGACUAACAGUGUCAACAUUCUGGCUGGAGUUAAUGGAAUCGAGGUCUCCCAGUCCUUAGCCAUCGCAUUUCUUUUGGUUUUCAACGACGCACUCUACCUCUUUUGGCCAGAGAACAACCCUGGGAUUUACCCAAAUCCCACUAUCGAGGCACACCUCUUCUCAAUUUAUAUCUUGUUACCUUUCAUCGGUGUAUCUCUUGCACUGGCUUGGCAUAACUGGUUCCCAGCCACGGUCUUUGUGGGAGACUCAUACUGCUACUUUGCCGGCAUGGUGUUUGCUGUUGUUGGGAUUUUCGGUCAUUUCUCGAAGACCUUGCUUCUCUUGACGAUCCCCCAGUUGGCAAACUUUGUAUACAGUCUCCCACAGCUAGCAAAGAUUGUACCGUGCCCACGCCACCGGCUUCCUCACUUCAAUGCCCGGAGCGGCUUGAUGGAACCUUCUGUGACCGUUUGGCAAAAGCCCCCAAAAGCUUUUAUUGCAAUCGUUCUGAAAACACUAGGUCGAUUUCACCUUUUACGGGUCACGAAAGACGAAAAGGGGCAGAUCAUCGAAACUUCGAAUUUCACAAUUUUGAACUUAUGGUUGGUCUGGUUUGGACCUCGUAGGGAGGAUAGACUGGUGAUGGACAUCGUGGGAUUGCAGAUAGUUUGCGGGCUUCUAGGUUUGCUGGUCAGGCAUAAGUUCGCUGGGUUCAUAUUUGAGUUUGAUAAUCUGAUGACGGGUCGAGCAUUGGGAGUCAAGGUUUAGCCUUCUCUAUUGCCUGGAUCGAUCUCCAAUAGAAUUGCUGGUAUCUUAGCUGUUGAAGCCUUUGGAAGAUUUGAGCUUGAGCGACCGCCAUUUCUCGCGUGAAUAAGCUUAUGUUGCAGAAGAUUAGAAUCUGCACUGCUGCUACUUGAUGGUGGCUGCUGCUGACGUCGAUCUCUAGCCCAGAGGCAUGUCCAUAUAUGUUCGGGGCUUCUGAGAGAACUUUACAGAGAAUGGUGAUCACGGGUUGUAGCGGCUCUCAAUGUCCUAGAGCAGGUACAUUCAGUGUCGGUCUGGAAGGCGCAGAUUCUUGAUGAGAAAGGACAUGCGGUCUGGUUGGUAGGAUCAGUUCAGAAGCUACCAAAUAUAUCUUGAUAUGC
Messenger RNA from Mollisia scopiformis, 1980 nucleotides. RefSeq names its product UDP-N-acetylglucosamine-dolichyl-phosphate N-acetylglucosaminephosphate transferase. Gene Ontology annotation, biological process: protein N-linked glycosylation; dolichol-linked oligosaccharide biosynthetic process. The coding region runs from base 146 to 1603 and encodes 485 amino acids. Gene Ontology annotation, cellular component: membrane. NCBI's taxonomy places the organism in Eukaryota, Fungi, Ascomycota, Leotiomycetes, Helotiales, Mollisiaceae. The record is from RefSeq and is a predicted model, not a curated record. The transcript has 2 exons. Gene Ontology annotation, molecular function: UDP-N-acetylglucosamine-dolichyl-phosphate N-acetylglucosaminephosphotransferase activity.